Messenger RNA from Artibeus jamaicensis (Jamaican fruit-eating bat), 3505 nucleotides. RefSeq names its product aryl hydrocarbon receptor (gene AHR). NCBI's taxonomy places the organism in Eukaryota, Metazoa, Chordata, Mammalia, Chiroptera, Phyllostomidae. Gene Ontology annotation, cellular component: nucleus; aryl hydrocarbon receptor complex. Gene Ontology annotation, molecular function: nuclear receptor activity; protein dimerization activity; transcription cis-regulatory region binding. The record is from RefSeq and is a predicted model, not a curated record. Bases 621 to 3143 code for a protein of 840 amino acids. The transcript has 11 exons. Gene Ontology annotation, biological process: regulation of transcription by RNA polymerase II.
UAUUCCCGUGAGGGUCCACUUGACGCUCGGUCCGGGAGCGUCCCAUGGACCACCAGAUCAGACCAGGGACAGCUUCGUAGCGAAGUGGAAGCCGGUGGCAGCGGUAGUGGCGGCCUGAGCCCGAGCUGCACGGGCGGAAAGCACCCAGGAUUGGGGAAGCACCAGGAGCCGUGCUGCGGCGCCUCCCUUUCCCAAGGGGCCGCGGCGGCAGUCAAGGGGCGCGGCACCACCGCGAGCGACCCAGGCCGGGCUUCCAAACGGGCAGUUCAGGCUCCUCCUCCCUGGCCGCCUCACCUGCGGGCUGCGCCGCGCCGUCUCCACUUGCGUGGACCGCACCUGCAACCACGCCUCGCUCACGGGUCUCCGCCGGUCGCCGCGCACCUCCCACCCACUUCGGCGCCAGGCCCGGGCCGCGCACCUGGAACCGCGGGGCUUUGGGAGCCGAGAAUCCGAGGACCCGGGGUCUUCCCACUGCCCGGGAGGACGCAGGUGGAGCGAGUGCAGCAGCUUCGUGAAAUCCGGCGUCCGCUGCCGCCACUGUCGUCCCAGCAGCGGACGAGUCCCGGAGACUGAGCGGACUGUGCUUGCGCUUGGGGAGGAGGCGCGGGCAGCUGGGCACCAUGAACGGCAGUAGCGCCAACAUCACCUACGCAAGUCGCAAGCGGCGGAAACCCGUGCAGAAAACCAUCAAGCCAAUCCCGCCUGAAGGAAUCAAGUCCAAUCCUUCCAAACGACAUAGAGACCGACUCAAUACCGAGCUGGACCGUUUGGCGAGCCUGCUGCCUUUUCCACAAGAUGUUAUUAAUAAGCUGGACAAACUUUCCGUUCUUAGGCUCAGUGUCAGUUACCUAAGGGCCAAGAGCUUCUUUGAUGUUGCAUUAAAAUCCUCCUCAGCCAGCAGAAGUGGAGUCAAGGAUAACAGUGGAACCGAAUUUGGGAACGGUCUGAACUUCCAUGAAGGAGAAUUCUUGUUACAGGCCCUGAACGGCUUUGUGUUGGUCGUCACUACAGAUGCUGUGGUCUUCUAUGCUUCUUCUACUAUACAAGAUUAUCUGGGGUUUCAGCAGUCCGAUGUCAUACAUCAGAGUGUGUAUGAACUGAUCCAUACUGAAGACCGAGCUGAAUUUCAGCGGCAGCUACACUGGUCAUUAAACCCUUCACCGUGCACAGACUCUGGGCAAAGAGUCGAUGAAGCUAAUGGCCUCCCACGGCCGGCAGGCUACCUUAACCCAGACCAGCUCCCCGUAGAAAACUCUGCAUUCAUGGAGAGGUGCUUCGCCUGCCGCCUGCGGUGCCUGCUGGACAACUCCUCUGGCUUUCUGGCAAUGAAUUUCCAAGGGCGGUUAAAGUAUCUUCAUGGCCAGAACAAGAAAGCAAAAGAUGGAACAGUGCUUCCCCCUCAGUUAGCUCUGUUUGCACUAGCUACUCCACUUCAGCCACCGUCUAUACUUGAAAUCCGAACCAAAAACUUCAUCUUUAGAACAAAACACAAACUAGACUUCACACCUAUUGGUGUGGAUUCCAAAGGAAAAGUUGUUUUAGGCUACACUGAAGCAGAGCUGUGCAUGCGAGGGUCCGGGUAUCAGUUUGUUCAUGCUGCCGACUUUCUCUACCUUGCGGAGUACCACAUCCGGAUGAUUAAGACCGGGGAGAGCGGCUUGGUGGUGUUCCGGUUGCUCACCAAAGGCAAUCAGUGGACCUGGGUGCAGUCGAACGCACGCCUGGUUUACAAAAAUGGGAGGCCGGACUACAUCAUCGCGACCCAGAGGCCACUGACAGAUGAAGAAGGAACAGAGCAUCUAAGAAAACGAACUUUGAAGUUGCCUUUUAUGUUUGCCACGGGAGAAGCUGUGUUGUAUGAGAUAAAUAACCCCUUUCCUCCCGUGAUGGAUCCCUUACCAGUAAGGCCUAAAAAUAUUGAGAGUGGAAAAGAUUCUGUUACUGAGUCAGCUUUACAUAAGAAUUCCCUCUGGACUUCCCUUAUGCAACAAGAUGAGUCUGUUUAUCUCUCUCCUGCUGCAAGUAGCGCACCUUUGGACAGAGAUUUUCUUAAUGAAUAUGUGGACAAAGGCAGUAGUUGGCAAGACAGCAUUGCCCCAUUGGGAAAUGGCAUCCUGAAACAUGAGCAAAUUGGUCAGCCUCAGGAAAUGAACAUGACACUCUCUGAAGGCCCAGUAGGGCUCGUCUCAGACAAUAAAAAUAAUGAUUUGUACAGCAUUAUGAAACACUUAGGUAUUGAUUUUGAAGAUAUUAAACAUAUGCAACAGAAUGAGGAAUUUUUCAGAACUGACUUUUCUGGUGAGGAUGAUUUCCGAGACAUUGACAUAACAGAUGAAAUCCUGACGUUCGUCCAAGAUUCUUUAGAUAAGUCCACCUUCGUGUGUCCAGGCUACCAGCAGCAACCACCCACGGCACUGAGCUCAAGCUGUAUGGUCCAGGAGCAACUGCAGUUGGAGCAACAGCAGCUACAGCCCCACCCAAGGCCCCCCGCCAUGGAGCAGCAGCAGCUGUGCCAGAAAAUGAAGCACAUGCAAGUCAAUGGCAUGUUCACCAAUUGGAGCUCUAACCAGCCCAUGCCUUUUAGUUGUCCUCAGCAAGACCAACAACAGUAUGGUGUCUUUUCAGACUUACCUGGGACCAGUCAAGAGUUUCCCUACAAAUCCGAGAUUGAGACUGUGCCUUACACACAGAACUUUAUUCCCUGUAACCAGUCUGUGUUACCUCAACAGGGGACGCAGCUAGACUUUCCCAUAGGGAAUUUUGAACCAUCCGCAUACCCCACUACUACUACUAAUUUAGGAGGUUUUGUCCCAUGUUUACAAGUUUCGGAAAACCAAAAAAAGCAUGGGCUACAUCCACAGGCAAGCCUAGUAACCCCGCAGACGUGUUAUUCCGGGGCUGUGUCGAUGUACCCGUGUCAGCCGGAACCUCAGCAGCGCCAUGUGGCCCAGAUGCAGAACAGUGCAGCAGUGCCAAACACGCGGGCGUUUUUAACCGAGUUUCAAAAUGGAGUUUUUAAUGAAAUCUAUCCAGGCGAAUUAAGUGCUACAAAUAACACUCAGACGGCCACACACCUCCAGUCCCUUCAUCAUCUGUCAGAAGCCAGACCUUUCGCUGAUUUGACAUCUACUAGAUUCCUGUAAUUCCAAGACCAAUUUUUACCUUGGAUUUGGUUUAAAUUAGUUUGUGGAAGGUCACGGGUACUAAAACUGUCAGUGUUCGCCAUCAGCAAGUCCACAUGGAGACACUGAGGGGUGGUGGUCCCACUGUUAAUACCAAGCCCCACUCUAGUAUUUUUCAAAGAGGAGUUAAAAACAUACCACACUUACACACCUACCACAGUCAUUCAAACAGAAAGGGUCCUGCUGCAGAAUGGUGAGAGAUGCCACCUACGUUCACAUUCUGAGUGCCACAAACUAAACAAAAUUGAUUCAGGGGCAGGUUAAGAAAAUGUUCUCUAUUGAAAUUACUUCCGUCAGAAUAAAAAAAUUCUUUGAGCUUUGCA